AAAGAUUUUUGACGAAGGGCGGGAAACUUCGUACAUGGCGGACGCGGUUUUUUCAAUCUUUUAAUUUAUUUCAAUUUAAGGAGGAUUGGUGUUUGGUUUUUUUAGUAAUUAUAUUGUAGAUUUAGUUUUAAUAUUAUCUUAGUGUAAAUAUAUAUAUAUUGAUGGCUACAAAAUCAAUAGCGAGUGCCACGGUGCGGGCAGUGAAAAAACGAAUAUUGCCAUCCAGGGCAGCACUUGUAUUAACCCCAUCAGCUGUUGAGAAAGUUAAACAGAUUAUGUCCAAAGAAGAGGCUAAAGGUUUCAUUGGUUUGAAGGUAGGCGUGCGACAAAGGGGCUGUAAUGGUUUGUCUUACACCCUAGAUUAUGCCGCUACCAAAGGAAAGCUUGAUGAGGAAGUAAAACAAGAUGGAGUAACCAUAAUUAUUGACAAAAAAGCACAAUUAACACUAUUAGGAACUGAAAUGGACUUUGUACAAGAUAAACUGUCAGCUGAAUUUGUUUUUAACAAUCCGAAUAUUAAGGGUACCUGUGGUUGUGGAGAAUCCUUCAGUAUAUAAUUUAUAGAUAUAAUAAUAAAUUAAUUAUUAUUGUUAUUGUCCUUUCAUCCUUUGUAGGUAUUUGAAAUUAAUUAAAACAAUGAAAACCUCUUGUGCAGAGUUUCAACUUCUAGGUUCUGAGCUUAAGUGAAAAAUCAGGUCAUUGUCUGUAAUUAGCUCAGCUAUGUAGUCUAUCACCAUAAAGACUAAGAUCAAAGAGUUGUUGCUAAAUCACCUGCCCCAUUGCAGGGGAAAGGUAUGCAUAAAAUGUACAGGUAGACCUUCCAUUUUGCUGUUUCUUAGCCUUUUUCUCUUUGCAAUAUUAUCAGAUGAAAAUAGCAGUCAAAAUACUCUUUAUAAAAUUCUGAAUAAUGAAAAAUAAUAUAAUUUAAUAGUUUAAUGGCUUUGUUUGUAUGUUGUAGAAAUCAAAAUCUACUUAUGAAAAAGUUUAAAUGAAUAGUUCUUAUAAUGUUAUAGGGCAAAUUUGUAUAUACUAUUUUAUAUUAAUAGUUGUGUUCCUCUUUUAUGUUUUAGUUGGUAGAUCUUGUUUGUAUAGGUAGUGAUAAAAAUGAAUCUAGUAAUGAGCCAUUUAUUGUGUUUUUUGGCUUAAAUAAUAAAUAAAGAAAUAAAUAUUUUACUUGAAAAAUUGUUUUUUUUUUCUAUGAUGCUGAUAAAUAUAUAUAAAGUU
Bicyclus anynana (squinting bush brown) is the source of this 1224-nucleotide messenger RNA. It is a transcript of the gene MagR, whose product is annotated as iron-sulfur cluster assembly 1 homolog, mitochondrial. The coding region runs from base 162 to 557 and encodes 131 amino acids. Gene Ontology annotation, molecular function: 2 iron, 2 sulfur cluster binding. The transcript is spliced from 3 exons. The record is from RefSeq and is a predicted model, not a curated record. Gene Ontology annotation, biological process: iron-sulfur cluster assembly. Gene Ontology annotation, cellular component: mitochondrion; cytoplasm. Lineage: Eukaryota; Metazoa; Arthropoda; Insecta; Lepidoptera; Nymphalidae.